UGGACCCCUGAUUGCCUCUGCGAGGGUCUUGGAAGUUAGCAAACUGAGGGAGCUGAGAACCCUGCUCCCAGGGAGUUAUGGGACAGGACCCCUGAGAACCGGUGAGGGGCGUUCCAGAGCGUGACUGCUGUUUGGGUGCUGACUGUGGUCAAACUUCUCAGUCCUCUGAGGCUUGGGUCUCUCACCUCCCUCCUCUAGCUAGGCCUUCUGGCCCCCUUGAGCGUCUGUGUUGGCCUCUCCACCUUCCCCGUUCUCCUGCCCUCCCCAUGGCCCAGACAUGAGCAGGAGCGGCCCCCUAGAAGGGGCUGAUGGGGGAGGGGACCCCAGGCCAGGGGAACCCUUUUGUCCUGGAGGGGGUCCAUCCCCUGGGCCUCCAGAGCACCGACCUUGUCCUGGCCCCAGCUUGGCUGAUGACACGGAUGCCAACAGCAAUGGCUCCAGCGGCAAUGAGUCCAAUGGACCCGAGUCCAGGGGUGCAUCUCAGCGGAGUUCGCACAGCUCCUCCUCUGGCAAUGGCAAGGACUCGGCCCUGCUGGAGACCACGGAGAGCAGCAAGAGCACGAACUCUCAGAGCCCAUCCCCACCCAGCAGUUCCAUUGCCUACAGCCUCCUGAGUGCCAGCUCUGAGCCAGACAACCCCUCUACCAGUGGCUGCAGCAGUGAACAGUCAGCUCGGGCAAGGACUCAGAAAGAACUCAUGACGGCACUGCGAGAGCUCAAGCUUCGGCUGCCCCCAGAGCGCAGGGGCAAGGGCCGCUCCGGGACUCUGGCCACAUUGCAGUAUGCGCUGGCUUGUGUCAAGCAGGUGCAAGCCAACCAGGAGUUCUACCAGCAGUGGAGCCUGGAGGAGGGCGAACCGUGUGCCAUGGACAUGUCCACCUAUACUCUGGAGGAGCUGGAGCACGUCACGUCUGAGUAUACACUCCGCAACCAGGACACCUUCUCCGUGGCUGUCUCCUUCCUGACAGGCCGCAUUGUCUACAUUUCCGAGCAGGCCGGUGUCCUGCUGCGCUGCAAGCGGGAUGUGUUCCGGGGCGCCCGCUUCUCGGAGCUCUUGGCUCCCCAGGAUGUGGGCGUCUUCUACGGUUCCACCACCCCAUCCCGCCUGCCCACCUGGGGCCCAGGGGCCUCCUCAGGUUCAGGCCUCAAGGACUUCACCCAGGAGAAGUCUGUCUUCUGUCGUAUCAGAGGGGGUCCUGACCGGGAUCCGGGGCCUCGGUACCAGCCAUUCCGCUUAACCCCAUAUGUGACCAAGAUCCGGGUCUCCGACGGGGCCCCUGCUCAGCCAUGCUGCUUGCUCAUUGCAGAACGCAUUCACUCUGGUUAUGAAGCUCCCCGGAUCCCCCCUGACAAGAGGAUCUUCACCACACGGCACACGCCCAGCUGCCUCUUCCAGGACGUGGAUGAGAGGGCUGCCCCGCUGCUGGGCUACCUCCCCCAGGACCUCCUGGGGGCCCCAGUGCUCCUCUUCCUGCAUCCCGAGGACCGACCCCUCAUGCUGGCCAUUCACAAGAAGAUCCUGCAGCUGGCUGGCCAGCCCUUUGACCACUCCCCUAUUCGCUUCUGUGCCCGUAACGGGGAGUAUGUCACCAUGGACACCAGCUGGGCUGGCUUUGUGCACCCCUGGAGCCGCAAGGUGGCCUUUGUGUUGGGCCGCCACAAAGUACGCACGGCGCCCCUGAAUGAAGAUGUAUUCACUCCCCCGGCCCCCAGCCCCGCUCUGUCCCUGGACUCUGACAUCCAAGAGCUCUCGGAGCAGAUCCACCGGCUGCUGUUACAGCCUGUACACAGCCCCAGCCCCACGGGCUUCUGUGGAGUCGGCCCGGUGCCUUCCUCCGGCCCUCUCCUCAGCCCUGGCUCCUCCAGUGAGAGCAACGGGGGUGAUGCUGAGGGACCUGGGCCUCCUGCCCCGGUGACCUUCCAGCAGAUCUGUAAGGAUGUGCACCUAGUGAAGCAUCAGGGGCAGCAGCUUUUUAUUGAGUCCCGGGCCCGGCCUCUGCCCCGGCCCCGUGUCCCUUCUACUGGCACAUUCAAGGCCAAGACCCUUCCCUGCCAAUCCCCAGACCUGGAGGCGGCCCCAGCUCCAAUCCAGGCCCCAUUGGCCUUGGCCGUUGAGGAGGCUGAGCGGAAAGAAGCCUCCAGUUGCUCCUACCAGCAGAUCAACUGCCUGGACAGCAUCCUCAGGUACCUGGAGAGCUGCAACCUCCCCGGCACCACAAAGCGCAAAUGUGCCUCCUCCUCUUCCUGCACUGCCUCUUCAGCCUCUGAUGACGACAAGCAGCGGACAGGCCCAGUCUCGGUGGGCGCCAAGAAAGAUGCAUCAGCAGUGCUGCCCGGGGAGGGGGCCGCCCCUCUGAAGGAGCCGGUGGCGGGAGGAGGAGCCCUGAGCCCGCUCGCCCUGGCCAAUAAGGCGGAGAGCGUGGUGUCCGUCACCAGUCAGUGUAGCUUCAGCUCCACCAUCGUCCAUGUGGGAGACAAGAAGCCCCCGGAGUCGGACAUCAUCAUGAUGGAGGACGUGCCCAGCCUGCCUCCCGGUCCAGCUCCCAGCCCAGCCCCCAGCCCCACGGUAGCCCCUGAGCCAGCCCCAGACGCCUACCGCCCAGUGGGCCUGACCAAGGCCGUGCUGUCCCUGCACACUCAGAAGGAGGAGCAGGCCUUCCUCAGCCGCUUCCGUGACUUCAGCAGGCUGCGUGGACUAGACAGCUCCUCCACAGCCCCCUCGGCCCCUGGGGAGCGAGGCUGCCACCACAGCCCUGCCACCCCCGGCCGCCGCCACCAUUGCCGAUCCAAAGCCAAGCGCUCACGUCACCACCAGACAGCUCGGGCCGAAGCCCCCGGCUACAUUUCCCAGCCCUCGCCUGUGCCACCCUCUGCCCCCUGGCCCCCACCACCAGCCACUCCUCCCUUCCCAGCUGUGGUCCAGCCAUACCCCCUCCCCGUGUUCCCUGCGAGAGGCGGCCCUCAGCCUCUCCCUCCUGCUCCCACGUCUGUGCCUCCUGCAGCUUUCCCUGCCCCCCUGGUGACCCCCAUGGUGGCCUUGGUGCUCCCUAACUAUCUGUUCCCUACCCCAUCCACCUAUCCCUACGGGGCACCCCAGACGCCUGCCGAGGGGCCUCCGACCCCUGCCUCCCGCUCCCCGUCUCCAUCCCUGCCCCCGCUGCCCCCCAGCCCUCCCCACCACCCCGACUCUCCGCUCUUCAACUCAAGAUGCAGCUCCCCGCUCCAGCUAAACCUGCUGCAGCUUGAGGAGCCCCCUCGCGGUGAGGGGGGUGCAGUGGCAGGGGGCUCUGGGAGCAGUGCUGGGCCCCCUCCCAGCGAGGCUGAACCAGAGGCCAGACUGGCGGAGGUAACUGAGUCCUCCAACCAGGACGCUCUCUCGGGCUCCAGUGACCUGCUGGAGUUGCUGCUACAAGAGGACUCGCGAUCUGGCACGGGCUCUGCUGCCUCAGGCUCCUUGGGCUCCGGCUUGGGCUCUGGUUCAGGCUCCCAUGAGGGGGGCAGCACUUCUGCCAGCAUCACACGCAGCAGUCAGAGCAGCCACACAAGCAAGUACUUUGGCAGCAUCGAUUCUUCAGAGGCUGAGGCUGGGGCUGCCCAGGCCAGAGCUGAGCCUGGGGACCAGGUCAUUAAGUACGUGCUCCAGGAUCCCAUCUGGCUGCUCAUGGCCAAUGCUGACCAGCGUGUCAUGAUGACUUAUCAGGUGCCCUCCAGGCCUGUGUGGACUGCGGUAGCAGCACCCAAGAGCAUGGCCAUCCUGAUGACCCUCUCUUCUCAGAAGUGGAUGGACUGGGGCUGGAGCCCAUGGAGGAGGGCGGAGGCGAGGGUGGUGGCGGUGGUGGUGAGGGUGAGGGCAGCGAUGAGGCCCAGGCCCAAGCUGGGGCCAGGGUCUCGAGCUCUCAGGACCUGGCCAUGGAAGAGGAAGAGCAAGGUGGGAGCUCACCCAGUCCAGCCUUACCUGCCACAGAAAAUGGCACCAGCUAGACUCCAUUUGGGGCCACCUCCAGGUGUGCAUGAGAAACUUCCAUCUCUCAUGCCUCAGAACUCAGAUGUGGCUGGACCAACCAAUAAGAGAACUGCUCCAGCUUCUCCUGCUGUAGGGGGGCGGGGCCCCCAUCACCAGCCCAGAACCCAGGGGCUGCCUCUGGCCUCUUUGGGAACAGAGGGUGGCAUUCUUCAGCCCAGCCCAGCCCAGAGAAGCCUCCCAUCACGUCCCCGGUGAGGAGUCGUUCAGUUUCCUGGACAAGGUUGCUGACAAGCUGCUGAAGUGGUCUCUCCAAGUCCCAGCUGAGCCGGAGUCCCUGUCCCUGGGGAUUGGGGCUGCAUUUAUUUAUUGGGGGAGUCAGCCCUCUCCCCCACCUCCUCCCCAGAUGAGGGCAGGAGGAGGGUGUGAGGCCCAAGCAGGACCCUGCGGUCCAAACCCCUAGCUGCUCCAGGGUGGGGGAGGUUGGUGGACCAUGGAGUCCCUGGUGCUGCCCCUCAGGUGGGACCCAGGUGUUCUCAGCUGUACCCUCUACCGAUGGCAUUUGUGUUUUUGAUAUCGUGUCUGUUAUUUUUAAUACAAAAAGGA
Dama dama (fallow deer) is the source of this 4567-nucleotide messenger RNA. RefSeq names its product period circadian regulator 1 (gene PER1). Gene Ontology annotation, molecular function: transcription corepressor binding; transcription cis-regulatory region binding. Gene Ontology annotation, biological process: negative regulation of transcription by RNA polymerase II; entrainment of circadian clock by photoperiod; circadian regulation of gene expression. Gene Ontology annotation, cellular component: nucleus; cytoplasm. The transcript is spliced from 22 exons. Lineage: Eukaryota; Metazoa; Chordata; Mammalia; Artiodactyla; Cervidae. Bases 278 to 4219 code for a protein of 1313 amino acids. The record is from RefSeq and is a predicted model, not a curated record.